AUGUCUCGUGACAGUGAGGAAGUGUUGUUGCAAUGAAUGGACUAAAGACGUGUUUGUUUGAACUAUUGUGUUGGAUUGCACUGCUGUUGAUGUGUUCAGCACAGUGGUUGGGAAUCCCUGGUCUACAGUAUGGUAGGACACGUUAUAACCGUGAAAUGGACUGCAGAUGCGUGAACCACCAGAUGUCCACUGGUGCCACCCUGUUCUACCUGGCUUGCCAGGAGGGACACGUGCACAUGGCAGAGCACCUGGUGAAGAACUGUGGCACCAAUGUGCACGUGAGGGCCCACGACGGCAUGAGCUGCCUGCACGCUGCCACCAACACGGGCCACAAAGACGUGGUGGCGUGGCUGGUGAGCCACACGGACAUCAGCCUCUCCUGCCAGGAUGAAGAGGGAGCCAUCAUGCUGCACUUUGCCGGCAGUAGGGGGCACUCCCGCAUCGUGGAGUGGCUGCUUGAGGCCGGGCAAAGAUCAUGAGGGAUUAUAGGGGCGAGACGCCCCUGCAUGAUGUGGCAGACAACGGAGAGCUGGACGUUGUCUUUGGUGUUGUUAUAUUUGAAUUGUAACUAAACUAAAGAGCAGCCAUAAAUCACAUGUGCAUAUUUGUGCCCUGUCAGUGCUGUAAAAGCAUACUGGCCCGCCACGCCAAGCCCGCUGACAGAGAUGUUGAUGAACCCGCGGCGGCUGAGCCGAGUAUAACGGGAACCAUGACUGUGCCAAAUACCUGCAUGCAAUAGAGAACAACGUAAGCACACCUCCUGUGAUUUUUUUUUUCUUCCACUCCUCGGAGCCAUCUGGGUCGGUACUGACCGUCUGUGAUCUUUGGCGUGGUCGGGGAGGUAAGAGCAAACAUCUGGGAAGCUGAGCCAAUCAUUUUGUUUAAUUUGUAACACCAAAUGUCACUGAGGUCACUCGCAUUUGCUCUCGCUUUCCGGAAAAUGAAAGCGUGUGUGUGAGAAGAAGAAACAGUGACAUCACAUUUUUUGUAGUUCUUUAUGCAAAAAAAAAAUGAACUGAAAUGUGUUAGCGCAUGAUUACGUGACUUGCACAAACACAACCCUCAUAGACCUGAUCUUGUCAAACACAAAACCCCACAAACAAUACAAAUAAUCCACUCAAACAGGCUUUAUGGACGGAAGAGAGUUUUCAAGCUCUGGAUUCUCCUU
Molecule: messenger RNA, 1168 nt
Organism: Dunckerocampus dactyliophorus (ringed pipefish)
Lineage: Eukaryota; Metazoa; Chordata; Actinopteri; Syngnathiformes; Syngnathidae
Product: espin-like
Exons: 3
Coding region: 33-479 (148 amino acids)
Biological process (GO): actin filament bundle assembly
Cellular component (GO): cytoplasm
Molecular function (GO): actin filament binding
Source: RefSeq, a predicted model, not a curated record